Molecule: messenger RNA, 1887 nt
Organism: Diaporthe citri
Lineage: Eukaryota; Fungi; Ascomycota; Sordariomycetes; Diaporthales; Diaporthaceae
Exons: 4
Coding region: 1-1887 (628 amino acids)
Biological process (GO): mitochondrial DNA repair; nucleotide-excision repair; response to UV
Cellular component (GO): nucleus; mitochondrion
Molecular function (GO): endonuclease activity
Source: RefSeq, a predicted model, not a curated record
AUGCAGGACGAUUUUCUCCGAGACAGUCCUGCCGACAAGCAAGGACAACAAAAGAGGGAAUCCGCACAAGUGGAAGCUCAGGACAACCAGCCAACCCACGUAACUGACGAUCCAAAUCCGCCUGAAGCCACGUCAAAUGGUCCAAGGAGGUCGUCCCGCCGGAUGCCCUCCUCUCGGGAGUCCCCCUUAACCAAGGAGAAUCGGGCUGGCAACGCUAAGAAGCGAGGCCGCGUCGACGAAAUGGAUGUUGAUGUAUCAUCGACGCGCACGAGGCCAGCGGAGGAUGUCGCGAAACGACUAGAGAGUGUCGAUGAAGGUUCCGCUUCCGCCCUACGACGCCUAGAGGAAAUGGAGGCGGCCUUCAAAAACGACAUCAAGAGACGGAGGCUGCAGAUCGAGCAGAGCAUCGUCAAAGGGGCCGAUUCUGGUAGAUCGGCACCUGCCUUGAAGCUGCGAAGGGCGGCUGCAUCGCAGGAUAGUGAUGUAGUCCACCUAGACCGCGUCUUGCUCACCCCGGGGGAAGAGAAAGGCCAUGCUUGCGAGACCACGAAGGACGCGGAAAGCGAGGCUGGCGAUGAGCUUAUCGAGACCAUCAAAGGAGCCAAUCGCCCACCAGCGGUUAACAAACACCGGCAUCCGCUUGCAGACCCGUCGCAACCGGAGCAUCCUACCAAGAACAGGCCAGACAAGACCAAGAAAGCCGACCUCGUGCUAGGCCAAAAGUAUGUGGAGAGUCUGGGCCUGGCUAACGCAAGAGACAUCGUCAAAAUGCUUCGGUGGAACGACAAAUUCGGCAUCAAGUUCAUGAGGUUGAGCUCUGAGAUGUUCCCUUUUGCAAGUCAUGCAGAGUACGGCUACAAGCUCGCCCCAUUCGCAUCUGAGGCUCUCGCCGAGGCUGGGAGGGUCGCUGGAGAGCUGGGACACCGUCUGACAACCCAUCCUGGACAGUUCACCCAGCUUGGGUCGCCUCGAAAGCAAGUUGUCAGCAACGCUAUCCGGGAUCUUGAAUACCACGACGAGUUGUUGUCUCUCCUGAAAUUGCCCCCUCAACAGGACCGGGAUGCUAUCAUGAUUCUCCACAUGGGAGGGACGUUCGCUGAGGCAGGUGGCAAGCCAGCGACUCUCGAUCGCUUCCGUCAAAACUACGUGCUCCUGUCAGACUCUAUCAAGCGUCGUCUUGUUCUCGAGAAUGACGACGUGUCGUGGUCAGUUCACGACUUGCUGCCUAUCUGCGAGGAAUUGAACAUUCCCAUGGUCCUAGACUACCACCAUCACAACAUAAUAUUCGACGAUGACAAGGUCCGAGAAGGCACCUUCGAUAUCUCGCAACCCGAGAUUAUGGAGCGCAUAACCAGGACUUGGACGAGGAAGGGCAUCAAUCAGAAGAUGCAUUACUCAGAGCCCUGUUAUGGCGCCAUCACGGCGCGUGAUCGGAGGAAGCACAGCCCUCGCGUGGCCACAUUGCCACCGUGCCCUCCGGACACGGACCUCAUGAUAGAGGCCAAGGACAAGGAGCAGGCCGUGUUUGAGCUGAUGCGCAGGUUCAAGCUGCCCGGCUUCGACAAGAUCUCGGACGUGGUGGCCCAUGAGCGCGGCGACCAGGACAGGCCGCCGCAGAAGGUGAAGAGCACCAAGAAGUCUGCACACCGGAAAAAGAAGCGCAAGGCCGGUGAAGAUCCUCCUGAGGAUGCUGAAGAUCCCGGCAAAGGCGAUGCGGAAGCGCCUGAAGCAUUUGUUCCUGCUCCUGGUCCUGGCUUGACAGUCAGCCCCGAGGAGUUUGGAAUGGGUGGACCGCUGGGAAGAGUAUACUGGCCCAUUGGGUGUGAGGACUGGUUGCAUCCCAGGAAGAAGGAGAAGAAGGUCAAGGUUGAUGAUUCUAAAUCUUGA